UUCGAGCUAGCGACGGCGGAACAGGGUCUCUCGAGGCGCCAAAGGUACAUCGAAACAGUCGUCACAAUUCUUUUCUGAUUUCGGACGGAUAGCAGGAGGGAAAAGCACCGAUAGACCCAGUCUUUCACGUCUACGUUCACGUCGUGAGGUUUUGGCUGGCAUCCACCCGAAUUUCUCAAACAUCCACAUCUGUGACGACGCAGACGAGGCUGGGAAAGCCUUUGGAGGUCGUUACGACCUAGGUUCAUGUCUGCUGCAGAGACAUCUACCGCCAAUCGGGUCGGGGUGGGAACCCAGGGCAGCGGUACCUCGGAAGCGUCAUCUUCCAUGGGACAUCAUCAGCAGGGAACGAGCAGUGGAGGGAGCGGGACGGGCGUCGGUAGUGGCGGUGGAGGAGGGGGCGGCGCAUCCGCGCAGGAGUCACGGUCAGCAACGCCAGGCGCCCACGCAGAAAUGAUGAGGACGGGUCAUCCAAAUCAAAAUCUGAAUCGAGAUGGUUGGGGUUCCUCGAGAGAAUGGAGAGACAUCGAUGCUCGGUCAGCGCCCUUUCAACAUUCGGAGGGCUCAAAACAAGGGCCGUCGUCACAUCCGGUGUUUGGCAACUUCCAGCCGUCGCCUCCGAAGCAGUCGACUAUGUCUUCAGCUGGUGCAGGAGGCGAUGGAACCCCUGCCCUGGCCGCUCCGAGAGCUGUUCCACCGUACCCACGCUUCACCUCCCCUCAGCCGCAAGAGGGGAAUGGCGCAGCAGCACGGUCACCUUCACCGAGCAAGCACCAAACAACCUUUGCUUUUGGCGGGGAUGCAAGGGAGAGAUGGGCCAGCAUUGGUCAGGCAUCGGCCCAAGCGCAGCAAGGGAGUGCAUUGUCGCAACAAGGAGCCGGCCCUCCAGUGACAGAUGGGCAGAGAAAGCAACAAGGUUUCGCUCCAGAUUCUUUCCUCGGUUUCAAUGACAUUUGGGGGCCUGGAGCCAAGCAGUCUGCGGACCGAACACAACAGCAGCAGCAGCAGCAGCAGCAGCAGCAGCAGCAGCAAGGUCAGCAACAGCAACAAUCCCAACAACAACAACAACAACAACAACAACAGCAGCAGCAGCAGCAGCACCAACAAGCGCAACAAGCUGGGGGCGGUGGGAAUGGGUCAAGCUCCAGUUCUGCCCUGUUAUCGACCUCGGAUCCCUCGAGCGUGGGCCACGGAUCGAGUUCACAUGCAUCACGAGCAUUCUCUUUGCCUUCGUCGCAUCCAGACGUAGAGCAGCUCAACACGCGAUUCGAUCCAAACUUCCCGGGCAGGGGAGAAGAUGGCCCCUUCAGUGCCAUGCCGAAUGGGAGCGGCGCGGGAGGAAGGGGAGGUGAAGAUCGUUUCCCCUUCAGUGUGCCUUCCAACAUGUCGGGUGUUCCUGCAUCAGGAAGUCUCAGUCCUCGCAGCCUGCUCCACUACCAUCAGCAACAAUUACAAGCCCAGCAGGCGCUUGCCGUUCAGGCAGCGCAGCAAGGGGGCCCACCGCUCCAGAGCGGCCAAGGAGGAAGCAUGAUGGGAGGAGGAGGCCCGCCUUCGGAAGAGAUCACCACCGUCUUCAUCGUUGGUUUCCCCGACGACAUGACCGAGCGAGAGUUUGCCAACAUGUUCCUCUUCGCGCGCGGUUUCGAAGCCUCGACGCUCAAGAUUCCGGCCGGCGGUCUGCCAGGCGGUCCAGGCAGUCAAGGCGGCCCUGGUCACCGACCCGAAAACGGGCCGCUGUCCGGCGGACCUGGUGGGCCAUACAAUGCAGUCAACCUGCCCGGUGCCGGUCUCUUUGACUUGGCCGGUAAUGGUCCGCCAGGAGGCUGGGACGAGCACAGUCUCUCUAUGGCUCUAUCGCGAUCAGGAAACAACGACGGCUACUCUUCGCUCAACAAUCUGGGUGGCCUGUCCGGUGCCCUUCAAAAUAUUGGCAAUCCUUCCUCAAUAGGUGGCCCAGGUGGUCCAGGCGGCAAAAUCAAGCAAAUCAUUGGCUUUGCUAAAUUCAGGACCCGAGGCGAAGCAUUGGAAGCUAGAGACGCCCUCAACGGCCGCAAAAUUGACGCCGAGCGCGGUUGUGUGCUCAAGACAGAGAUGGCGAAGAAGAACCUUCACACGAAGCAAAGGCCUGUCUUGUCAAACACCAACCCGGAAGGCGCCGUCUUCGGCGGGCCUCCUGCUCCUGGAGCUGGCCAGGCACCGCCACCACCGCCACCACCUCCUGGUGGCCCACACUCUGCUGGUCCUGGAGGAUUCGGAGGUAUGCCACCUGGACUUGGCGGGGGACCCGGCGGCAUGGGCGAGCGGGAGGCGCCCUUUAACAGAGGGCGUAUGGAAGGACCAGCACCAAGUGGGGCAGGAGGCGGGCCACCUGGGUUCAUGCCAGGAUUCGGCGGCACUCAAGGUCAGGCUGGUCCCCCACCUCCACCGCACGCCAACUUCGAUCCUUUCCAGCCAGGGGGUCCUGGCAUGGUAGGACCAAACGGAAUGAUGUCCCCUACGGAAUAUGGCGGCCGUGGCCCACCACCCCCUGGUCAUGGUGGAGGAAAUGGCGACUUCUUUGGCUCGAGACCUGGUGCUCAAGGUGGCAGUGGACAUCGCUUCGCCCAGGAAGGCUCUCAAGGGUCGGAACCGGGAGCCUCGAGAGGGGAAGGAAAGUGGCCAGUAUCGAUGGGACCACUUGAUUUUUACGAUGGACCCCAAAAUCAUCAGCAACAGCCUCAACAGGGCAGCCAACCAAGAGGCCAGCCCUCUCAGCAUCAACAACAGCAACAGCAACAGCACCAGCAACAGCAGUCGCAACAGCAACAACAGGGGGGUCUGCCCUCCGGCACCUUUCAACCAGGGAGCCAAGGCUCGUCAGCGCCCCGCGGUCCUGACUGGAGCGCUCUGGGAUCACCGCCAGGUCUCUACGCCUCUGCACGACCCUUGAAUCAGGAAGUCGGAAGUCAAAAAGGAAGCAGCAGCGGCGCACUGAGUCCGUUUGCGGAGCAACCCCCGUCAAGAUACCCAGGCGGUGGGGGCAGUCAAACGAGAGGAAAUGUUGGUGGAGGGGGUUCCCAGGAGGAUUUUGGGAAAGGGGAGUCGACGGCAACAGGUCAGCUUUACAGCCACCAGUCGCCGCCCAAAACAGGGUCUGAGACCAAAGAGACCAGCGGAGCAAUGACGCGAGUAUCGCAGGGUGGUCCCGAUGUGGGCGAGGACAGUGUCCUUCCUCGUCAUCAUCGCGAUCCCUCGCCAGGUGCUCGUGCUGCACAACAGCAGCAGCAACAACUACAACCACAGACGACGUCUUCGAGGCCACAUUCACGAGCCACCUCGCCCGUCGCUACGGCGCCCAAUUCCUCGGUUGCUCAACGCUUUGGCUCGCUCAGAAUCGACUCCCCCCAAUCUCAGCCGUCUUCCAACAUCAAUUCUCAUCAACAACAGCUCUCCAACCUUCAACAAACGUCGAGCAGCAGCAGCAGCCAUCACAGCAACAAUCAAUCAACUCUGCAGCAACUUCAGCGUUCUCUCUCUCCUCCUCUUCUCUCGCCAGCUGAUGGCGGGAGCUUUUCUGGCCCUCUUUGGUUGCGUGGUCAGAGCAGCGCUCACAAUCGCGCCAACAGCCCAGUGAGCCCUCGGCCCUUUUCGCCGGGUUCAGAGAGCCUGCCGAGUCCGACGAGCAGGAGCUUCUCAAUCGAUCAGAAUCCGCCGGGCAACACGCUCUUUGUCGGCAAUCUUCCCGGCAGUGUCACGUCGCCCCCCGCUACGACGCAGCUCGAAGAGGCCUUGUAUCGAAUCUUUUCCAGCCGAAAGGGUUUCCGCCAAAUGAGCUUCCGCGUGAAAGCGUCAGGACCUAUGUGCUUCAUCGAAUUUGACGACGUUGGUUGCGCAGGUCGCGCCCUUGGCGAAGUUAAUGGCGACACCCUCGACGGUCUACUUAAGAAUGGUGGCUUGCGUUUGAGCUUCAGCAAGAAUCCCCUCUUUCGCAGCACCCUCAACUCAGGUAGCAACAGUCCAAACAUUGCUUCGUCCAACGAGAAGCGCUUCAGCCCGCCACAGUCUUCGGUGAGAUCAACGCAGAGACAAUGUCGGAGAUGCUCUACUCACCAAUUCCCCUUUCUCCCUUCUCAAUAAGUCUAGCAAAGCCCCGAAGGUGACGAGCGCCCUUCUCGAUCUCGACAUGCUCAGCGGGAUUGAAGACACCGCUUACAAACAGGGCUUUGACGAUGGUCACUCGCACGGGCAACUACACGGAACCUUUGAAGGUCGUGAAUUAGGCCGUCAAAAAGGCUUCGAAGUCUGGGAAGAGGUC
Acaromyces ingoldii is the source of this 4294-nucleotide messenger RNA. RefSeq lists its product as hypothetical. The transcript has 2 exons. The record is from RefSeq and is a predicted model, not a curated record. Gene Ontology annotation, molecular function: mRNA binding. Lineage: Eukaryota; Fungi; Basidiomycota; Exobasidiomycetes; Exobasidiales; Cryptobasidiaceae. Bases 247 to 4116 code for a protein of 1289 amino acids.